Molecule: messenger RNA, 531 nt
Organism: Aspergillus candidus
Lineage: Eukaryota; Fungi; Ascomycota; Eurotiomycetes; Eurotiales; Aspergillaceae
Exons: 2
Coding region: 154-438 (94 amino acids)
Source: RefSeq, a predicted model, not a curated record
AGAACCCACGGACCAUGCUGAUACUGAUCCCUCUCAGUUGACGGUGUUGUUAGAGAACAGGGGUGGAAUGCCCGAUGGAAUGUCGUAUUUUGGUAUGCCUCGUGGCAUUCCUAGUAGGCCCUAGUAACGAGCGGACGUAGGAGGACAACAAGGAUGGAGGAGCCAUUGGGGGGGAAUGAGGCCUCAGGCAAUCGUCUCUUUUUUCCCUGCUGGUUUCACGAACAUUCCCUGUUCUUUUCUUUCUCUCUCUGUUUUCCUCUCUCUUUCACUUCCUACUCUACUCGCUUCCACUCUUCUCCCACACAACGGUCGUUUCCGAUUUCAUUUGUUUUGACAAUUACAAUCCCUGAUCGAUUCCGAAUCGUCAUCACGGGCUUCAUUGUCACUGUCUGUCUCUACAGUUCCACCGUGCUUUUCCGAGUUGAUCUGCACUGCUAAUUGACCCACACGGUCGCUCCACCACUAUCGAAGUUUGACAUUACGUUCGCACAGAUUGCUCCGUGCUGAAUCUAUCCCACCAGUUUAGGGCAG